This is a messenger RNA of Tripterygium wilfordii, 1795 nucleotides long. Its product is annotated as transcription initiation factor TFIID subunit 8. The coding region runs from base 377 to 1525 and encodes 382 amino acids. Gene Ontology annotation, molecular function: protein heterodimerization activity. NCBI's taxonomy places the organism in Eukaryota, Viridiplantae, Streptophyta, Magnoliopsida, Celastrales, Celastraceae. The transcript is spliced from 2 exons. Gene Ontology annotation, cellular component: transcription factor TFIID complex. The record is from RefSeq and is a predicted model, not a curated record.
UUCGUUCUUCGUCUCCUUCCCCCCCGUCUCUCUGUCUUCAUCGUUUGAUUUUCACUCUCUCUCUAGAUCGCGAGGUUUAUCUAGGGUUUAAUUGAUCUUAGAACCCUAACUAAACCCUACCCUAAAUUAUUUCCAAACCAGUUCGAUUAGAUAAAGACUUCGCUUCUACUCGUCUUCCGUUGAGGGUUUGAUUUGCGGAUCGAUCUUUACACUUGGAGUUGGGCUCGUAAAUGCUCUCGAAGCCCUAGAAUUUACUGGAAAAAUGGUGCUGAAAGAAUGAUAAUCCAUGGUUGAAAAAUGAAAAUUUCGAGGGUCUCUGAAGAGAAUGGUGCUCUCGGCUAAGAUCAGUUGGUUGAAGUAAUAUGAGGUAUUGAAUAUGAGCGAUGGAGGUGGGGAGAGUCAAAGAUUUCAUAAACAACCGCAUGCUAAGAGAAAAUCAAGCGGCGGUGAUGAAUUUGCCCAAGCUCUUGCAAAGAUUGCUGUAGCUCAAGUAUGCGAGAGUUGUGGUUUUCAGGCUUUUCAACAGUCUGCUCUUGAAACUCUAUCUGAUGUUGCAACUCGGUACAUAUACGAUAUCGGAAAGACUGCCCAUUCCUAUGCAAAUUUAGCUGGUAGAACGGAAGGUAAUGUUUUUGAUGUUAUUCGAGGGUUGGAAGACUCGGGUUUGGUACAAGGGUUUGCUGGUGCUUCAGAUAUUAAUCAUUGCCUUGCAAGUUCAGGCGUAGUUCGGGAGAUUGUUCAGUAUGUUGGUGAUGCCGAGGACGUCCCUUUCGCAUAUUCUAUCCCGCGGUUCCCCAUUAUUAAAGAGCAAAAGCCAACCCCUAGUUUUUUGCAAAUUCAAGAGGAGCCGCCGGAGGCUCACAUCCCAGCUUGGCUUCCUGCAUUCCCUGACCCUCAGACUUACCUUCAGAUACCCACAGCAAAUGAAGGGGCAACUGAUCCUUAUGUGGAGAAGGUUGAACCUGCAGGGCAUCCUAAAAAGGUUGAGCGAGCUUCAUUCAAUUUGCAGCGUCAGUUUGCUAGCAAUGGGGCAGAAGGACCUUCCUCUGAUGACCACCCUGUUAAUGGCUCUAGGAUCAAACAAGUGGCAGAAAAUAAUCCAUUUCUUGCUGAGCCUUUGCAGCACGAGGAGAGGAAAGUUUCUGAUGUCAUUCCUCCAGCUCAGCUAUCAAAUAAAGCACAUGUUAAAUAUAAUGUAGCAGAAAACCACCAUGUGGAUAACCAUGUUUCAGUGCCGGAGACAUUUGCUCCAGCUAUUGAAGCGAUGAAGAGCAGGUUAUCUGAUACUGAGGCAAUGCCAGAAAAGCUUAUUUUAAACCAGAGGCCAGCAGUGCAAUUCAAAAUUAAAGUUGGGAGAAAGUCAGUAGCGACAGGGUUGGAUUUGAUCCAGCAGAAAACAAAUCCAGAUGAUAAUGCCCCAUGGUCUAGAAAGGAGAACAAGAAUGAUGAGAAGAAGAGGAGGGCUGAGAAAAUUCUGAAGGAAUCCAUGGAAAUUUCCGAAGGAAAAGAUUCAGUUGUAGAUUAGUUUUAUUUGAUUAGGAUUUGUAUACUUCCGUAGGAAACUGGCUGCAGAAGCUGGUCCAAGGUCAUUGGAAUAGUCAGGGCAUAAAUUUGUCUGCAUAUUGGCUCUAUAGACUUGACACUUCAAAUUGCAAGAGGGAAAUGUUCCCACCUUACAGUUCCUGAGGUAUGUGAUGUAUGUCCAUGUUGAUAGCAGUUAUACAACUGUUAGCUUCUUUUUAGUUAAAGUUUUGUUUCCUUUUAUGAUUUAGACUGAAUUUGCCCGUAAAGAUUA